GCACAACAAGCCCCAUUUGGUGGCAUUCAGCCGUGAAGUCUAUGUUCCCCGAGGUAUAGACGUGAGUCUGCAUACUGUGGAGCUUAUCAGCGGUUGCACAUCUGACGCAUACUCGGAGCUUAGCAAAAUGGCGGGAAAUUUCUUUUUCUUCGUGAGCGCUUUGGAAGUCAUGUUUUGGUUGAGUUUUGGCUGAAUAUCUUCGCGGUGAUCAUGCCUUCUCAAGAAGCAAGCAGUGAUUCAAGCGACGUAACUAGCCGGUACAGUCAUUUACUGCAGCCGAUCCGUGAUCUGACAAAGAAUUGGGACGUAGAUGUCGCUGCUCAACUGGAAGAAUACUUGGCUGAGAUCGAAAAGAUCAAAAUAUCUUUUGAUGAAGGGAAGACCACCAUGAAUUUUGCUGAAGCAGCGCUUCUUAUCCAAGGAUCAACUUGUAUCUACAGCAAGAAGGUGGAAUAUUUGUACUCACUGGUCUAUCAAACGUUGGAUCUAAUAGCAAGUAAAAAACGUCUACAACAGGCAUCAACAGAUGAUUCAGUUGAACAAGGGAAGAAGGGUGCCAAGGGGCAUACUAAAGAGUAUCGCUCUUGGGACGACAUAAAAGUAUCAAAGAAUAUUGAUUUGAAGGAAGAUGAAGAUGACAAUGCUGAAAGAAAGAGUUCACUGAUUGUGCCUAGGAUUCCUUUAGCCUUAAUACCUCUCCCAGAGGAAGAAAGAGGAGAUGUGCUUCUAAGUCGCACUGGUGAAGCUAUUGGAAGAAAGAAUGAUUUUAAGAUGAACACAUGCAUUGUCCAUGGUCCAACUGGCACCCUGCUUUUAGACUGGACACACCUUUCACUAAUAGAUGACUCCUUCAGAGGACUGAAGCCUGCAACUCCAUCAGUCAUGUCAGGUCUUGAACCUAGAACCCAUGAGCAAUCUGCCAACCAUGGCCUGGAUGCAGCUGAAAGUUAUGAAGAUUUAGAACUUCCCGACCCUGAUGAUAAUUUUGAUCCACCUGAACUGAUGGAUGAUGAUGCACUUGACAACUGUCACAAUGCUCCAAAAAAUUGCAAUGAAUUUGUUACAGAGGAGACUGAGGAUGAUCAGGAAGAAAGAAGAGCAUUGAGAGCAAGACCUGAAACAAAACAAGUUGUACAAGCACAGCCUUCACCACAACUUUGUACAUUUACUCUUUUCUUUGCAGUUUACUCACAUGCAUCAAAGAUGUCCAAAAAUAGUCUCAAAAUUCCAUCAUUUCCAGAGUUUGAAUACUUGUAUUGGGCAGAAUACAGAGAGAAACAAAAACUCCAUGUCAAACUGAGGAAGGUUUUGUCUCAGGUUGCAAGCAAGGAGGAAAUUGAGGAAUUGAACUCAAUUGUAGAAAAUAGAGAAGAGAAUGCAGAUGGGCAAGUAUAUGAUGAUGACAAUGGAGUUGGAUGUGAUGAUCCAGCUGAUUUUGAUGACGAUGGUGAUGAUUUUGGAGGAGUAGAUGAAGGGUUGGACCUUGGCAGUGCUGAAGUUCUGGAGCCAAUGGCACUGGAGGAACCUGCAGAUGGUGUAGUUAUUUCAAGCUAUGAAGAAAUGGUUAGGAAAUAUGUGGACAGUUACCUUUUGGAGGCACGUCAACAGUAUGCCCAAGAAACAGAGUUGAGUAGAAGAGUCAGAGAAUGGGAAGAGAGAAUUGUCCCUGUAUUAACAGAAGAGGAGACACAUCGGCCAUUUGAUAUUCACAAGUAUGGAGAAGAAAUUAUUGAUUCGUUUAAAGGCAAUAGUAAUCAAGAUUUUAGACAGCUAGCCCAUGAAAAGGAACCAUUUGAAAUAUGUAGGUUUUUUCUAGCAACAUUGCAGCUGGCAAACAACUAUAAUGUAGAGAUCACAGCUGAUGGAGUUGGAGAAAAAGCAGUUGACACCAUGAGACUAAAACUUCUAAAAAGAACACCUGGAAAUGUGGCCAUAGCAACUUUUGGGGAACAUGCAGCUAAAUGAUACACAUAGUUUUAAAUUAUUUCUUACUUUGUAACAACAGUUGAAGUUUAGAGGUGAUUAUAAAGUACCUGCAUGGCUGUGAAAUGCUGUUAUCACCAAUGACCAUGAAAACUUGUGUUGCAGAUGUCUUUUUUUGGAGUUUAUGAUUUUAAACAUAUUUAAUACUGGUAAAUUAGAAAUUCAUAUGCAAAACUGUUGUUUUUAAAACUACCGCUUUACUUGUUAAUUUUAAUUUGUUUUAGAAGUUUUUAAUGUUAUGUGAAAAAAGUUCAAUCACCUCAAUCAUCUGUGCAUGAUAAUACCUUGUGAACAAAGAGAGACAAGGAAACUUAAAACUGGCAUCAAAA
This is a messenger RNA of Pocillopora damicornis (cauliflower coral), 2312 nucleotides long. Its product is annotated as condensin-2 complex subunit H2. The record is from RefSeq and is a predicted model, not a curated record. Gene Ontology annotation, molecular function: chromatin binding. NCBI's taxonomy places the organism in Eukaryota, Metazoa, Cnidaria, Anthozoa, Scleractinia, Pocilloporidae. Gene Ontology annotation, biological process: meiotic chromosome condensation; mitotic sister chromatid separation. Gene Ontology annotation, cellular component: condensin complex; nucleus.